Orycteropus afer afer is the source of this 383-nucleotide messenger RNA. RefSeq names its product oxytocin/neurophysin I prepropeptide (gene OXT). Gene Ontology annotation, molecular function: neurohypophyseal hormone activity. Gene Ontology annotation, cellular component: secretory granule; extracellular region. The record is from RefSeq and is a predicted model, not a curated record. NCBI's taxonomy places the organism in Eukaryota, Metazoa, Chordata, Mammalia, Tubulidentata, Orycteropodidae.
GCAACAUGGCCUGGCCCAGCCUAGCCUGCUGCCUGCUCGGCCUCCUGGCGCUGACCUCGGCCUGCUACAUCCAGAACUGCCCGCUGGGCGGCAAGAGGGCCGCGCUGGACCUCGACGUGCGCCAGUGCCUCCCCUGCGGCCCCGGGGGUAAGGGGCGCUGCUUCGGGCCCAGCAUCUGCUGCGGAGAAGAGCUGGGCUGCUUCGUGGGCACGGCCGAGGCGCUGCGCUGCCAGGAGGAGAACUACCUGCCGUCGCCCUGCCAGUCCGGCCAGAAGCCAUGCGGGAGCGGGGGCCGCUGCGCCGCGGCCGGUAUCUGCUGCUACGAGGACGGCUGCCGCGCGGAUCCCGUCUGCGACCCCGAGAACGCCUUCUCCCAGCGCUGA